Messenger RNA from Neomonachus schauinslandi (Hawaiian monk seal), 477 nucleotides. RefSeq names its product ventral anterior homeobox 1 (gene VAX1). Gene Ontology annotation, molecular function: DNA binding. Gene Ontology annotation, biological process: neuron differentiation; brain development; central nervous system development. Bases 1 to 477 code for a protein of 158 amino acids. NCBI's taxonomy places the organism in Eukaryota, Metazoa, Chordata, Mammalia, Carnivora, Phocidae. The transcript is spliced from 3 exons. The record is from RefSeq and is a predicted model, not a curated record.
AUGUUCGGGAAACCAGACAAAAUGGACGUUCGGUGCCACUCGGACGCAGAGGCUGCCCGGGUCUCGAAGAACGCGCACAAGGAGAGCCGGGAGAGCAAGGGUGCGGAGGGGAACCUCCCUGCCGCCUUCCUCAAGGAGCCGCAGGGCGCCUUUUCCGCGUCGGGUGCCGCGGACGAUUGUAACAAAAGUAAAUCCAAUUCGGCCGCCGAUCCGGAUUAUUGCCGCCGGAUCCUGGUCCGAGAUGCCAAGGGUUCCAUCCGAGAGAUCAUCCUGCCCAAGGGCCUGGACCUGGACCGGCCCAAGAGGACGCGCACGUCCUUCACCGCUGAGCAGCUCUACCGGCUGGAGAUGGAGUUCCAGCGCUGUCAGUACGUGGUGGGCCGAGAGAGGACCGAGCUCGCCCGGCAGCUUAACCUCUCCGAGACCCAGGUACCAGGAAAUAGUGAAGAAAAUAAUGAACGAUUCAAACGCGGGUAG